Lucilia cuprina (Australian sheep blowfly) is the source of this 5325-nucleotide messenger RNA. RefSeq names its product myotubularin-related protein 3. Gene Ontology annotation, biological process: regulation of autophagy; dephosphorylation. The coding region runs from base 233 to 4690 and encodes 1485 amino acids. The transcript is spliced from 15 exons. Lineage: Eukaryota; Metazoa; Arthropoda; Insecta; Diptera; Calliphoridae. Gene Ontology annotation, molecular function: protein phosphatase binding; metal ion binding; phosphatidylinositol-3,5-bisphosphate 3-phosphatase activity. The record is from RefSeq and is a predicted model, not a curated record.
GUCUUCUUUAAUAUUUAACUAUUACACCAAUUACAUACUUGAAUGUUUAUACAUAAAUAGAAAAUUGUAUUUAAAAAAGUGAAAAGUAGAGUGUUGCAUUUUAAUGUUGUCUUAAAAGUUUAAUGUUAAUGUGCAGAAAGAAAAAGAAAUUUUGAAUUGUAUUAAUUUUAACAGAAAUAUUGUGGUAGAUCUACCGAGAUGCCAGAUGUGAAUAUUUUUAAAAUCAUGCUAAAUGGAGGCAUCUGAUGGAUCGCCGCCACCAUCAUUGUGUAUGAUAAGAGCUGCGGAACUAUUUCCUAAACCACAAAUGGAGAAAGAAGAUCUACAACUAAAAGUCCCAUUUCAGGAACUUGCUGGCGAGUCUGUCAAGUAUUUGGGGCGUACCGAUGAUGGCGUAUUGGCCUUAUCGAAUUAUCGCAUAUUUUUACAAAAAUCAUCUACAAAUGUUGAAACGUCCAUACCACUGGGUCUCAUUGAAUCGGCACAAUGCAGAGAUUUGUUUCAUUUAAUAAUUUGCUGUAAAGACGCCAGCACUGUUAAGUGUUCAUUUGAAACGGCCGAACAGUGUACAGAAUGGCAAAGGCGCAUACAAUUAUCAGUGGGUGUUCCCGAAACACUUGAGUCUAUAUUUGCCUUUCCCUUCUGCUCGUGGGCAUGUGAUAGUUUAAACAAUGGUCAAACGGGACAAGCAGGUCAAACAAAUGGUGUUGCUGCUACAGCAGAGAAUGGACAAAAUCCAACGUCUUACUCGGUAACAGAUUAUGGAGAGAGAUUGCAGAAAAUGUCCUCACGCUAUGAAGAUGAUUUUAUGCGUGAAGUAGAGCGUUUGGGUUUUGAUCUAAACGGCUCGUGGCGUAUUUCACAAGCCAAUGAAGACUUUAAAUUAUGUCCCUCAUAUCCUCCGAAGCUUUUAGUACCCUGUUGCAUUUCCGAUGAGACCUUACAGAAUGUAGCAAAUUUUCGAGGUUCUCGACGUUUGCCGGCUGUUGUGUGGCGUCAUCGAAAAUCUGGCGCUGUUAUAGCCAGAUGUAGUCAACCUGAAGUUGGCUGGCUAGGUUGGCGCAAUACCAAAGAUGAACAAUUAUUAAAGGCAUUGGCGGAUGCUUGCGCCUUUGAUCGUGGCGAACAAAUGCGUCAAUUGACAAACACUUCACAGUCUGCACAAAGUGUUCAAAUGCCAUCGGCUGAUAGUUCACCUUCCAGUCCAGAUGGUAGUCAUGAAGAGGUGGCUCUCGACGAAGUGAGAAAAGUUUUAAUUGUUGAUGCCCGUAGCUAUACAUCUGCGGUUACAAAUCGUGCCCGUGGUGGUGGUUGCGAGUGUAUUGAAUAUUAUCCUUGUGCAGAAAUUGAAUUCAUGAAUCUAGGCAACAUUCAUGUUAUACGCAAAAGUUUUCAUGCUUUACGACAGUUAUGUGCCUCACCACCAGAUGUACCAAAUUGGUUGGGUCUAUUGGAGAAGACUAUGUGGCUACAGCAUCUCUCUGGCCUUUUGGCAGCUUCUAUGACAGUGUGUCAUGCGAUUGAGAAGAAAGGACGUCCAGUAUUAGUUCAUUGCUCGGAUGGCUGGGAUCGUACACCACAAAUAGUGGCCACUGCACAAUUGUGUUUGGAUCCCUAUUAUCGUACUGUAGAGGGAUUUCGUGUUUUAGUAGAACGUGAAUGGCUUAGUUAUGGCCACAAAUUUGCCGAUCGCUGCGGCCAUGGACCGGGAUCCGAUGAACUCAAUGAACGUUGUCCAGUAUUUUUACAAUGGCUGGACUUAGUUCAUCAAAUACAUAAACAAUUUCGCUGCAGUUUUGAGUUUAGCAUGGGUUACUUGAUUAAAUUGGCACAACAUUCACAUUCGGGUUUAUUUGGUAAUUUCCUAUGCAAUACUCUGAAAGAACGUUUGGAAAAUUCUGUUUUCGAAAGAACCUUUUCGGUAUGGUCAUUCUUAUCUGGUCCCAUGUAUCGUAAUCCAUUGUAUAAACCGAACAAAGAUAAAGUUUUAUGGCCGGCACAUAAUGUACGAGAUUUAUCUUUGUGGACUGAAGUUUAUUUGGGUAGUUUGGGUGGUAAUCAACAGAAUUGUAUUGAUUUUCCAGCGUAUAUAAAUGAAAGUUUAAUGGGUUCUAUAAGUUCCAUGUCUAAGACAAGAUCUUAUGGUGACUUAAUAACAGCUGGUUUUAUACAGAAUAGUAUUUCAAGACGUUCUAGUGAUCCAAAUAUGACUGUUGAUCCAAAUCUAACAAUCGGUUCAAAUUCUGAAAAUAAUUCUAUAGCCGAUUUACAAUCAGACGAACGUGAAGAAUCACCCGAUUUAUUAGCGAAUUUCAUACAUGAUACGACAAGAAAACUAGAAAAUCUCACAAACGAACUUAACAAUCAUGACAAUGAUGACUUUGCAUCAAUUGCAUCAAAACACAUAGAAAUCAAUCGAAAAGAACCGUCAGUUGAGCGCGAAACAACAGACAGUAGUAAUGCAACUGAGGAAUUGGAUACUAGCAACUAUAGAAAGGAACUAAAUGGCAUCUCCAAUACAUCAAUAGUAAGUGAAACAACAGACUGUGCUUAUGCAACUAAACUGCAACGGUUAACAACACCACAGCCACCAGCAGCACCUCCCACAACACUUCACAUACGGCAGACAACAUCAACAACAAGCAAAAAUUCAAAAGAGGAACCACACGACUUUCCUAAAUCCUUAGAAAAUGGUCAUAAUGGUAUAGAACAUAGUAGUAAUGGUAUAACUAUAGAAAAACAUUCAACGUUAAGUUUAAAUCUAAUGCAAAGUGUAGAACUUGAAGAGCCUUUAAGUAGUAAUCAAGUAACAUCCUGUAAUGGUGGUUCCACAUCUACAAAUGGUAAUACUGAUGCCACACAAAGUAUGUGGCAUGGUUCAGUUAAUACCAGCACUGAUACUCUGGUGCCUUUGGUAGAAACCAAAUCACAAAAUGGCAGUGCUACUAUUACACCCCUGACUGCAAAUGAAUCAAUCAGUACUGACUGCACAGAUGCUGGCGAAUGUUUACAGAAACACUCCGAUACCACAGCUGCCUCUAAUUCUUCUUUAGUGAAUACUCAAAAACAUCAAACAGCUGAACAAUUCAUUUCAGAUAAAUGUAAAAUCGCUAGUGUUAGCACAAAUUAUAAUAUUUUGCCAAAAAUACAUACGACAACGCCCAGUAGCAGUAACAUAACUACAGUGAAACCAAAUCAAUUGUCCACCAAUGGUAGCAGUCUUAGUACAGCGCCAUCCGCAACAUCCCUUACAACAACGUCAACAACAGCAUUUGCUGAAACAAGCAAUAAUUCAAUUCAAAAUAAUCUCACAAACAGCAAUAAUGACAAUAAAAUAGCAUCAUUCUUGACAUUGACCAGCGGCAGCGAUGAUACUGUGACAACAGCUACUAACACAACCGUUGGCUUGGAGGAGAGCAUACUCAUAUUACCUGAACAUCAAAAAUUAGAAAUUUCAUUUAGUGGUAAGUGCGAAAUGAUUACCGCUAAUGUAACUACCUCGUCAGGUUCAAAUAUGACUCCAAAUCAUUCAUUAUAUUCAACAACAACUACAGCGUCAACAGCUGCAUUGGAUACACCAACAACCCUAAAUGUGUCACCAUUUGUAUCUGCUACCACCAGCACCACUACCACAACAUCUUCAGCCGCUGCCACUACAGCCAUGUCUAGCCAAAGAAGGAGACGUACAUCUUCGUCGAAUUCAAAACGUGAUGCUUUUGGUGCCACUGCAAAACAAAUAAACAGCAGUUAUCUGUCUCGUUUUUCAUUGCCUGGCGGUGUACGUUCGUUACCCAUGACACCACCGGGUUUGACUGAACGACCACAAGUUACUAUUUCCUGCCCUGAUGGUCUCGCUCAUGCUUUAAGCGAAGAAAACAUAAGACUUCAACAAAUUGUGCAUGAACAUAAGUUACGUGAAGAUGUAUUACUGCGUGAAAUUCAUGACAUGCGAAUGGCUCUCUUAAAGAAAAUAUGCCCUAAUUGUAAUAAUGCCAAUGCAAACGCAACUAACGAUGAACAGACAAAUCAACAUGACUAUUCAACAACAUGUUGCCAUCAACACAGUAGACAAAGAUUUCAUCAUCAUUCAAAUCAUAUGUAUCGUUAUUGUUGUCAAUAUCAUAGAAAACGACGUCAGCGAUAUUGCAGUCAACGAUCAUAUGAUCAUGUUAACGAUAAUGACAACGACGAUGACGACCUUAAUAAUGAUGGUUAUGAUGAUUAUGCCGAUAGUGAUGAUAAUAGUUCAGUAUCUGCGGUUAGUUGUCAUUGUUCUGCACUGGAUAAUGUUGAAAAUGCUUCAAUUUGCUCUUGGGAAGCUGUUGAAGAUCGCAGUACUAGCGGUCCCUCGUCCUGCACUACUACCAGUUCCUCCGUACAACCAAAUGCUACAAGCGUUUUAUGGGUGCCCGAUCAUGCCGUUUCACGUUGCACCAGUUGUCAAACUGAAUUUUGGCUCGGCCGUAGAAAACAUCAUUGCCGAUCAUGUGGUCAAAUAUUUUGUGCUGAUUGCUCAGAAUUCUGGGCACCAUUGCCAGAUAUCAAACUAUUUAGUCCAGCGAGAUUAUGUGGACCAUGUUAUCAUUCGGUAACGACACGUAUGCAGCAAGUAAAUAAUCAGUUACAAAACAGUACGCUAAUGCACUUGCAACAGAGUGCCACAAAACCAGCAGCAACAUCAAAAGCCUGAAAUGAUAGAAUGACAACGACAACAGUACCAGCAGCAGCAAAAACGGAAAAGAUAUAGCAGCAGCAGCAACAGCAUCGUCAUCAUUAUUGUUAUGCCAAUAAAAUACAAACACAACUAUUACCAUUACUGCAUAAUUACAUAAAUAAUUAUUACUAUUAUUAUUAUUUUGGAUUUAUGCAAAUUAUGUAUGUAUUUAUAAUAUGUUAAUUAAUUAAUUAAUUGUUUUUAAAAUGAAAAUACAUUUAAUGUAAAGAAAGAAAAAAAUCAUUAAUUAACAACUAAAAAGUUAACAACUGACUGACAAACAUACAAAAAAAAAAAACAAACACCCUAACCGACCCAAAAAACCCUCUCUCUAUAUUAUUAUGGACUAGAUUUCCAGUAGAAACAACAAGUGCAAGUUAAGCUACAUAAAACGAGCAAACUUUACUUGAUACAAACGUUAUCGGUGAUUACAGAUUAUAUAAAAGAAUAUUAAGGAGCAAGAGAAAGAGCAAUUACAACUGAGCCACAAGCCUUAAAAAAGUCACAUUUUAGCUUAAUUAUUUUUCGUUUUACUAGUUGGAAAUGGAAAUUUUUAUUUUGUUUUUUUUUUCUAAAUUAUUUUUUAUUUUAAUUUUAUUAAUUUUUAAGCA